AGAGAGAGAGGGGGACGUGUCAGCGAGCGAACGCAGAGUCAGUGUGUGUUGCUGUGGCUGUUGGAGAGAUCCUGGCUGCUCUCAAAAAGUCUUGGUGAACUCUCGUCCCGGUUUCAAAAUGAGAUUACAGCGGGUGGGAAAGUGAGGCAACUGUUGGAGACGAGGAAAUCUUCGGGAAUAUGCCUGGAAUUUGGGAAAAGGCUUCAGCAGGGCGUGUUGAUAGGACAAACAUCAGACUUGCUCCCCGUGUGUGAAUACACACCACUGCCACCCUCUCGCCAGCUCCGUCCCACUGCGGAAUUAUUCCUGGGGAUUACCGACAGGGAGCAAUGGAACUGGCAAAGCUUUCGAAUGAGGAGGAGGGAGACGCAAUGGCGAAUGGCAGUCUUAUGAAAGAAAUAUGUCAUGGGAAAGUGAUAAUAAACGAUGGGUAUGAUCCAACCGACUCCAUGUCCACUGAACGGGAGGAAUUCUUACCCCACCCUUCCGGGAAAAAAACGAUCCAGUUCACAGAUUUUGACGGGAAGACAUCUUUUGGCAUGUCGGCUUUCAACCUCAGCAACUCCAUCAUGGGAAGUGGAAUCCUUGGUCUGGCGUAUGCCAUGUCGAACACGGGCAUCAUCGUCUUUGUCAUCUUGUUAAUCUCCAUCGCCAUGCUCUCGGCGUACUCCAUCCACCUCCUUCUCAGAUCGGCUGGAUUUGUCGGGGAGAGGGCGUACGAGAAGCUAGGCCUGAAAGCCUUCGGCCAGCCAGGCAAGGUGCUCGCCGCCGUCAUCAUCUCGCUGCACAACACCGGAGCCAUGUCUAGCUACCUGUACAUCGUGAAGUAUGAAUUACCCCUCGUCAUUCAAGCCUUCCUGCGGUUGGAGGAGACUAACAGGAUGUGGUACCUGAAUGGGAACUAUUUAAUUGUGAUCGUCAGCGUGUUGGUCAUCCUCCCCCUGGCCCUCAUGCGGCAACUUGGUUAUCUGGGCUACACCAGCGGAUUCUCUCUGACGUGCAUGGUGUUUUUCCUCAUUUCGCUGAUCUACAAGAAGUUCCAGAUUCCGUGCCCGCUCCCCAUUCCCGGGAACAUCUCCAUGGUACCACCCGCCGGCACCAACCACACCCUCAGUGAGCAGUGUACGGCAAAACUGUUCACCAUCAACCCUCAGACGGCCUACACCAUCCCCAUUCUGGCCUUUGCUUUCGUGUGUCACCCGGAGGUUCUGCCCAUCUACACCGAACUCCGAAGCCCCACGAAGGAGAGGAUGCAGAGAGUUGCGAAUGUGUCUAUUCUCUCGAUGUUCGUAAUGUACCUGCUCACUGCCCUGUUUGGAUAUCUGACCUUUUAUGGGGACGUGGAGACGGAGCUUCUGCACACGUUUGUCAAGGUGGACCCCCUGGACACCCUUAUCCUGUGCGUACGCCUGGCCGUGCUGGUGGCUGUGACCUUGACUGUCCCUGUCGUCCUUUUCCCGAUCCGGCGUGCCCUUCAGCAGCUCCUGUUCCCCAGGAAGACCUUCCACUGGGUGAGACACACUGGCAUCGCCGUUGUGCUCCUCAUCUGUGUCAACCUCCUGGUCAUCUUCGUCCCCAACAUCCGAGACAUCUUCGGCGUGAUUGGUGCCACUACUGCUCCGAGCCUGAUCUUUAUCCUGCCCGGAAUGUUCUAUGUCCGCAUUGUCCCCAACGAUAAAGAACCUUUGAAAUCAAGGCCAAAGAUCCAGGCUGCUGGUUUCGCCACGAUCGGACUGAUAUUCAUGGUGAUGAGUUUAAGCUUCAUCUUUAGGGAAUGGACAAGCGGUAAUGGAGGGAGUCAUGUCGGUGGCCACUAGUUCAGCGCCCUCCACAGGCAGAGCAUCACUCCCAGUCCAUUCACCCAACUCGCUUGGCCCCAUCUAUGUCUUCCCCACAUCUUCCCCCCCCCUUCCCUCAGCUCUUUGGUUCAUGCUAGCUAGUGAAUGGUGAACGCAUCCGGGAGGAGGAAUCUUUCCGUCCAAUACGUGUCAACAUUUUCUCCCCCCCCCCCCCCAUCAUCGCUCCCCACGGGCUCCCUCUCUGUCCGGGAGCCAUUCUCAUCAGGCGGAUGGUCAGUUGUAAGGAUAAACCCCCUCAUCGUGUGCCGCAUUUAGCGAAGGAAAUCUACCCGUCUUUCCCCCCCGUCCUGGACCUUACACAUGACUCCGGGCGCCGCCGCACAUUGGUCCGCUCCUAACUUCGUUGGACAAAUCACCGACACGGUCCUUGUUGUUCGAGGUCGCGGUUGCGUUCGGAGAGCCUUGCCUGCGAUUGGAUUUCCUGCCCCCCCACACCAUCCCCCGCCCCCACCCCGUCUAGUAAUUCAUGGAGCCCUGGGUGAAAUCACAUCGGAAGCGUUUCAUUCAGGGGCACCCUCUGCGAGGCUGGGGGAGCUCCAGGAUUCUGACUCGGUGGCAUCGGAGCAACAGCCGGUAGCAUUCCAAGUUGGGACGUGGAGCGGGAGUUUGGUGGUUCCACUCCCCGCAGCUGCCGUCCUUCUAGGGGCUGUUGGGCCUGGAAAAUCUUGGUAAUGGACCAAGGGAGUUUUGGAGCUCAUUCCCAAUCAAGGCCGUCCCUGCGUCCUGUACUGCAGCGGGCGAGGUGCACUCGACUGUUUAGUUCUGACACCCUGACUCCCUUUCGGAGACGGCUUACCUAGGAGGGAGUCGGUACAACGAUUCCUCAGCCCUCCUGGCUGUGUGGGGGGGUAACGCGUGGAGAAUUUCCCCUUUCCUGAAGGCCAUUAGGACCGGAUUCCUUACACAAUGCACAUCUCCUCGGCGUCCAGGACAGAGGGAGAGGCAAGACCCGCUGAUGCGAGACCCAUUUCCUCCCGGUGACACCCACAAGAAUGGGUGCCCACUUCCAGGAUGGUUAAAAAUACAAUGGCAGCUGGAGGAGAUCAAUUCUGUGCUGCUUUCGGAGGGAUAGAGACGGUGAAGUAGAUGAGCACUUGGGUUUCAUCGAGGUCCAAUCGCAGCUCCGUCGCACCUCCGUGCCUCUGUACUUUCACCCUUCUCUCACCCUCUGCCACCUUCCUCCCUAAAGCUUGCCGUCCAGGUCAGUCACGUCAAUUGCCAGUCCAAAACGGCGUGGGUCAGCUCAGCGGGGUCCCUUCCAGACACUGACAAUAGGAUUUAGAGUAGGCCAUUCGGCCCCCUCCAAGUCUGCUCUGCCAUGCUGUACAAUCAUGGCUUAGCCGACAACUCCGUCCCCUGCUUUCUCCCACCACCCCCACCCUCCCUCCUUUGAUCCCUUUAGCCCCCAGAGCUAAAUCUGAAUCCUUCUCAAGAACAUUCAAUCCCCGACCACUUUGUGUGACAGAGAACUCCCCAACACGCUGAGUGAAGAAUUGUCUCCAUCACUUCCGUGCUACAUCACUUCAACCUUGAAUAGCAACAGACUUGUAAAAAUGGUGCUGGGAUAUUAUCGUGCAAGUUUACCUUGCUGAAUAUUUUUUUAAUUUAGGAGUAUGUUUAAAAUAUUGACGUAAUUAUUUGCUAUGUAACUAAAUGAAAGCAAGUGUACCCUCCACACCUUUUAUGCAGGACAGCAGAGGCCCUUUGAGGGUGACCACUUUAAAGACACUACCACCUACACUAGUCCCAUGUUCCCUCACUCGGGCCCUCAGCUUUCAAUGUCAUGACAUCUAUGCGUAGCACUAUCUUAAGAGAUUCCUAACGGGGUUACCUUCAUUUGCUGAAAUCAUGGUACCUUUUGAUGCUUGGUGCUGAUUCGAUUAGAUUCCCUACAGCAUGGAAACAGGCCCUUCGGCCCAACAAGUCCCUCCAAAGAGUAACCCACUCAGACCCAUUCCCCUACCCUAUAUUUACCCCUGACACGGGCAAUUUAGAACGGCCAGUUCACCCGACCUGCACGUCUUUGUGAUUGCGGGAGGAAACCGGAGCACACCGACGCAGACACGGGGAGAAUGUGCAAACUCCGCACAGACAGUCAGUCAGUCACCCGAGGCAGGAAUCGAACCCAGAUCCCUGGUGCUGUGAGGCAGCAGUGCUAACCACUGAGCCACCGUGCUGCCUGGCUAGAACAUACGUUCGUCAAAAUUAUGUGAGCCAGAUAAUACUGUGUGGGAUCUAUCAGGCAACAGAACCCCAACUGUCUUACUCUACAUCCUCACGCUUCCAAAUAUUUGGUGAACACGUGCUGUAACUAGAGUUGUAAAGACUUCAAGGCAGUCCACUGUGUUUAGCCCCACACACAAUGUCCUCAGACAGUGAUGGUGGUGGGGGGAGGAGAGAAAGCAGGCAACUUGUCGACUCUCCGGGUUGUACAUCCCCCACCCCGUCUGUCUACUUCCACGGCUGUUAAUUUUUCGUCUGCGUCUUUUGAGAAAACCGUUUGUCUUUUGUGCGAGAUGGUUUCCGCUGGUUAAUCCCCUCGGUGAUGGAUUCCAAAGCUUUGAUGUAACUGCUGUAGAAACCCAGAGGCCGAGAGAGAGAGAGAGUAAAAUUCCUCCUCCCCUGCCCACCACACCCCACCUGACUGAAUAAAAAAUUAAUUUUAAAAA
This is a messenger RNA of Hemiscyllium ocellatum (epaulette shark), 4528 nucleotides long. Its product is annotated as sodium-coupled neutral amino acid transporter 3-like. The record is from RefSeq and is a predicted model, not a curated record. Gene Ontology annotation, molecular function: glycine transmembrane transporter activity; L-glutamine transmembrane transporter activity. The transcript has 16 exons. The coding region runs from base 330 to 1817 and encodes 495 amino acids. Lineage: Eukaryota; Metazoa; Chordata; Chondrichthyes; Orectolobiformes; Hemiscylliidae. Gene Ontology annotation, biological process: L-histidine transmembrane transport; glycine transport; serine transport.